UUUGAUACUCAACACCGUGGGUGGAUCAGAUCGAGCACGGAUAUACAGCAAAUUUAGGUCUCCAAUACUUUGAUUGAUUGGUCAGCAAAAGCUGAACAGCCAUGUCAUCUGACAACCAGGACACAGAGACACAUACGGAGCAGCUAGACGAGAAUCAGGAAUCUCAGGACACAAACUCAAACCCUGUGCAGACCGAGGAGGCCAAAUUGAAAGCCAAGUAUCCCAACUUGGGUCAAAAGCCAGGCGGCUCUGACUUCCUGAUGAAGAGGCUGCAGAAAGGGCAAAAGUAUUUUGACUCAGGAGAUUACAACAUGGCCAAGGCAAAGAUGAAGAACAAACAGUUGCCUGCUGCUGCUGGUCCAGACAAGAACAUCGUCACUGGAGAUCACAUUCCAACCCCACAAGAUCUUCCACAAAGAAAGUCCUCACUGGUUACAAGUAAACUGGCUGGCUAACGUCACCCAUAGGUUCUAAAUAAACCCUCCGACCAAACUUCCAAAAUGUUUCCCAAAACCUCCCCAGCUCUGCCUGAACAGCUUCAUCAGGACUGGUUAUCCAUUUUUAGUUUGAUUUGUCAGGGUGUAGAGUUUUGCUCUCCUUUCCCUUCCACUUCAAUAGGUCUCUCCAACCAACCUAUAAUUGCCUUUUCAGUGUCCCAAAUAGGGAAGCAAAAACUAAACUCUCAGUAUUCCAGGCCCCAGUGGAGCAUGAUGCACUUUACUCUGUGUACCCUGUACAUCAGUAAAAUUAAGAACAAACCCCUGAAGACUUUAUUCAAUUCUGUUAGAUGCUUUUAAAUAUUUAAUUAAUGUGUCAAAUUAUUCACAACUAAUGACAAUUUGAGAUUGUUUUUAGAGGCAUUGUUUUAUAGAGAUAAUACUUGAUAGCCAUUGGUCCCAGAUGUACAUCAGCAGCCCUCUACUUACAGUGACACGACAAAAGUAUGAAUGUUUUCUAAGAAUUACUUAAUGGUCAGAUUGAUAUUGGUAAAAACGUGUGAGGGUAGUUGUAUAGCCUUCAUCCACUCUUCUACCUUUCACUCCUUUCAGGAUGGCUCAGUUGAACCAAAUAACAGCUGCUUACAGGCGUGAUUAUUUUACUAUUCACAGCCUUCACCCACCAUGGUAGGAUCUGAGAAAGCGGUUCCAACCAGCCUGAUUAGAAUAUUGUAAUCACAGCUUUUGGGUGUAAACCGAGAACGUUGUAAUUAAUUGAUAAUAGAAAAGAGCUGAAAUGGUCUUUGUAUGUGGUAUGAUAAUCAAAGGGCCUUAGGAAAAUAAUCUCAUCAUGGGAUAUGGUUUCUCUUUUGAAGCCCAAGCAUGCCUGCUUAUAACUGCAUAAAAAGUUUGCAGUCUCUUUAUGUAUGUUCAUGAAAAUUAGUUACUUUAUAUGUUGAAUCAUAGGCCAUUCAAUGUUCCUUUUAAACUAACUACUGUUUAUUUAUUAAUGGGAUUAUUUUGUGAAAUCCUAUGCUUUUCUUAUGUAGUGUGAUGUCCCAUUUAAUCAUCUGAGAUAAUAGGAUCAGAGCAUCUGGCUUGUUUUAUCAAAAGGACUGAUCUUAGUGAGUAUCCUGAGGUCUGAGGUGCAGAAUAAUUACAAAAUAAUCUGGAUAGUGUUUAUCUACUUGAACUUGUCACUGGAAUUGCAUGUUCAAACUUGUUUAAACAUCCUCUGAGUAUUGGAAAAUAUUACCUAUCUAUUGCUUUUGCACCAUGAAACAUUUCAUUGGUGACAUGAGAUGAGAGUUAUGAACAAACAUGAGACGUACCAAUGGCUUUGGGGAAUUUUAUAUCAUUUGACCCAUUUUUGUGUGGGUUGUUUCAGUAUUUGCAUAGUCUAAUUAAAAACCAAAUUUUACCUACACAUGGCCUGAAGGUUAAUUUAAAAACAUGUAUAUUACUGCAUGUUAUUUUAGGGUACAAAAAUAAAAAAUACUUAUCUAACUAUAAGGGAAUUUACUAGGGAUUUAAUUAUUAUUAUUAUUAUUAUUAUUAUUAUUUUCAAAUAAGGUUGUGCUGGCAGAAGUUGGCAAUACAUCAGGGAAAUAUGAUGGUUUUACAGUUAGACUUGAUGGUAUGUGUGGAUGUACAAUGUUCCUUUGAGGAAUGCAUUAUUGCACAAUGCUAGGAGAUAAUCUUAUUUGUGCUGCAGCCAAAUUGUAAAUAAUUAAACUGCAUCUGGUGUCAUAAUUGUGCAUUUGUCUUGCAGUAUCAGACUCCAUUGUCUUUAGAAAAUAUGCUUUCUACUAUUCACAAAGUUUGUGUUGAAUAUCUGUUUCAAUCCCCCCACACACACACACUUUUAAAUUGUUUGAUUAAAAUCAGACAGUUAUAAACUAAAAACCAUCAUGAUGUUAAACCUUCCACUAUACUGCAAUGUAAUAUCCUUUGUAUCUACUUGUAAACUCAACUUAAAGCUCUAUAAACAGACACACAAAUAUUUAUUCAUGACUUAAAUACUUUAUGAAGCAUUUGUUAUAUAAUUUUUGUGUUCACUUUAUAAAUGCAUUAUUGUUUCAGAUUUUUUACUUGAAUUAUUUGUUUGAAAAGGUUACAGUGUCAUCUGGGCAGUUCAAAAUUAUAUUUACAUGGAAAGAUGGGGACUCAAAGCAAAUAGAUGUUUAAAAUAAAUGUUGGAGCAAUGUCAGAACCUCAAAUAAAAUUUUACAUUAAUAGCAGAAGUAGCAUUGUGGAAUUUG
Xyrauchen texanus (razorback sucker) is the source of this 2698-nucleotide messenger RNA. Its product is annotated as alpha-endosulfine-like. Gene Ontology annotation, molecular function: protein phosphatase inhibitor activity. Bases 102 to 455 code for a protein of 117 amino acids. Lineage: Eukaryota; Metazoa; Chordata; Actinopteri; Cypriniformes; Catostomidae. Gene Ontology annotation, cellular component: cytoplasm. The transcript has 3 exons. The record is from RefSeq and is a predicted model, not a curated record.